This is a messenger RNA of Durio zibethinus, 1160 nucleotides long. RefSeq names its product PPPDE putative thiol peptidase family protein. Gene Ontology annotation, molecular function: peptidase activity. NCBI's taxonomy places the organism in Eukaryota, Viridiplantae, Streptophyta, Magnoliopsida, Malvales, Malvaceae. The record is from RefSeq and is a predicted model, not a curated record. Gene Ontology annotation, biological process: protein modification by small protein removal.
CUUUUAUUUCAUCCAGUUUUCGAUUUAACGCAACGAGCCAAAAAAAAAAGGAUCAAAACUUUUGCGGUUCCGCUCAUUACUCUCAGGUCAUCUUCGUUGGUUGCAUUAGAGGUUGCUAUUUUUUUUUUCUUGCAAGAGCUUUUAUAUUGAACUGCAGGGAUGGCUGAGGAGGGUCACAAGGUUACAUUGAAUGUGUACGACUUGAGCCAAGGACUAGCUCGGCAGCUUUCAAUGACCUUCUUAGGGAAGGUUAUUGAUGGAAUAUGGCACACUGGAGUCGUGGUUUAUGGUAAUGAAUACUACUUUGGUGGAGGAAUUCAACAUGCUUCUGUUGGAGUGACACCAUAUGGGAAACCAAUUAGAGUGAUCGAUUUAGGCAUCACUCAUGUGCCUAAAGAUGUGUUUGAGAUGUAUUUGCAGGAGAUUAGUCCCCGUUACACAGCCGAGACCUACAAUUUGCUCACCCACAAUUGCAACAACUUCAGCAGUGAGGUUGCCCAAUUUCUAGUUGGUUCUAACAUUCCAGACUAUAUUUUGCAGCUUCCGAAUGAAGUUAUGAGCAGUCCAAUGGGUGCACUUUUAAUGCCCAUGAUACAGAAUUUGGAGACAACUUUGAAGGCUGGUGCUGUUCCUCAAGUUCCCCAAUUCAGGCCUUCUGUAUCUGCUCAGCCUUCACAUUCCUCAACUGUCAGUUUGAAUAGGUUCUCUGAUAGCGCACAGCGGAAAGAGGUUGACAAUAAGGUGACGGCUGGGAAGCAAACAAACACUUUGGAGGUAAAGACAUCAGAAAAGAAAAUGCCACCUGUCAAACCAACAGGAGCACAGGAAAAAUCAACCAACGGAGCUGCAGCAGACCCUCUUGGGAAUGCUCGAGCCAAGGUCCAAGAAGAGAUAAACCGUGAAUUUGCGGCAAUCAUGGCUACUGGAACAUUGCGUGCUAGUGAGGCAGCUGCACUGGCAACUAGGAAAGUGAUGCAGAAAUACGGACACUCGAAUGUUGCCAUGCCACAGGGUUAGAAACAGGGGAAAGAAAAAAAAAUGAUUUUUACAGAUCCUGCUUGUACACUGGAAAAUUUGGACCUGGACACCCAUUGAAAAAAAAAAUUGAAAUCAUUUAUUUGAAAUUAGCUAAUUCAAAUUGUUGGAAGGUCUCAAAGACA